Molecule: messenger RNA, 2100 nt
Organism: Ruditapes philippinarum (Manila clam)
Lineage: Eukaryota; Metazoa; Mollusca; Bivalvia; Venerida; Veneridae
Exons: 2
Coding region: 57-2021 (654 amino acids)
Source: RefSeq, a predicted model, not a curated record
UUCAUGGUGUUUUCAGCUUGAUCAGCAAAUUCCUCAAGAAGAAGUAAAGGCUGGCCAUGGCGAGCCGGCAUAAAUAUUAUAGUGCACCGGCUGGUGUUAUAUCUCAUUUUAAUUUUUUCCAUACAUUUCAGAAUUUUCCAACAACAUGUAUUGUGUGCAUAUUGUAUCUAUAUAGAUGUGAAAGUCUUGGUGGAGCAUUCAUUGAAAUAUUCCCGCUUUCUCUGACUGCAGACGACAUGGAUUUCAUUAUAUUAGCACAACGUGCGUAUUGCACAAAACCUCCUGUCUGUCAGUCCGUAUAUAGACCAAUCCAUGAUAUGAACGUGACGUUUCUAGAAACACGACUAAAGUACCAAAUAGACAUAACACCAGCAAAUUGCUGUGAAAAGUGUCAAUGUGAUAAGACAUGUUGCUGCGGUACGGACGAUAAAACCGAUAACGACUUGGAUGGUAUGUCGUGCGUCUAUCCCCAGAUAAAACAGUGGAACAUGAUCACCAACGUCUAUCCUCACAGUAUAAAAUCUUAUUGGCUGAAGGAUUGUCCUUAUUUUGAUAUCAAAAACUUGCAGAUACACCAAAAUUGUUACAGGCAACAGGAUGAAAGUGGAAUCUUCUCACCUCCAGUUUUUGACAUCAAAAACAAUAUAACAUACAUGAAUGUGUACUGUGCUCAGUGUAACAAUAGAAGUACCAACUUUCUUGUACCAUGGGAUUCCAGUAUUGAAUGUAUAGAUGGACCAUUUCAGACGACAACAUCUGAUGAUAUAAUAGGAGAAGUGCUUAACAAUACAAACUGUAACUUGAUAUUCUAUCCCCCUGAAAAUGUAAUGGUUCCAGAGUGCUUUCACUUAAUAGAUCGCUGCAAUGUCACUGGGAAAUGGGCAGUUUAUGACGCUGUCAUAGUUAAAGCUUGCAGCUUAUACACAGCACCUUAUGCAGUGUUAUACAAAAAUGUAUUUUGCUACAUAUGUAACAAAGAAGUAGAAGGAAAUAUUAUAGAAAAGUGUAACCCAGAAAGUAGCGAUCCAAAUAAAGGGAGAAAUAUGUUACGAAUGCUGCUUUACCAAGGUAUCGACACUUCUAGCGAUGGAAUAGAAUUGGUUGAAGAUACACAUCAUAAACACUGUGCUGGCAAAACGAUAUACGAUGCAUUACAGAAUAAAUGCGUCAUGGCGAUGUGUAUGCCCCCAAGCAUAUUUCUGAGAGGUGGCUGUGUCAAUGUUGCUAGGCGAUUUGGUGGAAUCAUGUACAGAAUGUUCCUCGUGCUAAUACCAAGGUUUACGAUGGACAAUGUCAUGUCUGAGGUCAAUGAAAUAGAUAAGUACAUCACAACUUGGCUAGAUAGCAUCGGUCUUCUUGGUAAAUUAGAUAUAAUAAGUAUUCACGAAAAACAGCAACCGUCAUGCAACAAACGAAAUUCUAUUGGCAGAUUUCUUGUAGUCCACAUGGACCUCUGUAUCAAAAAUCAAUAUGAGGAAUUAGUUGAGACAACGAGCAUAAACAAAUUAAUGAAUAUAAAUUAUAUCGAUAUACAUUCAAAUGAUUCAACAAAGUUAAGUACAAAUAACUACUUCGUCUAUAUUGACCAUUUUGACCUAUCGUACAAUGCAAUGUCAUCCACCAUCACAUUACAAGAUGAAAAUGAAAACGGAACAAGAGCAACUUUAAGACGUAUCAAGGAAAGAAGACACUACAAGUCGUGUCCAGAUCUUCAUGCAAUGACCUUGUAUCCUACAUCCGUUUGUCCACUUAUGAUUUUGAAUGAUUCGUUUUACAACAUAAGUAUUUUGAGCCGAGGUGUUUUCAUCGGCCGACUAAAUGUUGGCCUUAACAAGAGUGAGUAUAUCAUACAAGAUGGAAGCGUAUGUGACGAAAUGAAAUGCGUUUUUGUGUGUUUAGAUACCUUUAACAGGCUUACAGCAAAUAAUGAAGUCUUGUUAAAUAUUGGAACAACUUUUUGUCAUACUUUGAUUCUUACCUUCAUCACUGUUGUUGUUUUAAUCAAGCUUUUGCAAAUCUAAUGUUGACUUUGACGUCAUAUUGCAUUUUAUUUAAUUCUUCUUUGAUUUAUUUUAUUUGACGUUUUAGUAGAUUUAAGUA